AGGAAACUUUAUCUUUACAAUUAUCUUGCUUCAGGUGGGCAGUGACGGGAACUCGGCUAUUAGAAGGACACCCCUCCCGGGCUGUCAGAUACACAGAGGCGGUGGGACAAUUUGACAAAAUGGUGAAAAAAAAUAGAAAACGAGAGGCGGAAGGAUCUGUACAAGUCAAGUUCACUCGCGAUUAUAUAAGGCGCUAACAGGGCCGGCUGGCAGUCAGUUAGCGGAAAGAUAAUUUGCAGCAGAAGGAAGCAGAGCUCUAUCUGUCAGUCCAAACGCCGCUUACUCUGACCCGCUACCCAGGUAUCUAGAAGCCACCCAACUCCUGCUAUGGCAGAUCAAGGCAACAGCUCCGACAGUUCUUCCAAGUCUCGCAGUGUCCUGACGUGGGAACAAGUCAACCGCCUAAACAGCUUCCUCACCGAGGUGGUUCCAAUCCACGGCCGCGGGAACUUCCCUACACUAAAGAUCACCCUGAAGGACAUUGUGCAGAAAGUGCGCAGCCGCCUGGAGGAGGCUGGUAUCAAAGUCCGGGAUGUCCGACUCAACGGCUCUGCCGCAAGUCACGUCCUGGUCAAAGAUAAUGGACUGGGGUACAAAGACUUGGAUCUCAUCUUUGGGGUCUCCUUGGCCUCCGAGGCAGAGUUCCAGCUUGUCAAGGAUGUGGUUAUAGGUUUGCUCUUGAACUUUCUACCAGAAGGAGUCAACAAGGAGAAAAUCAGCCCCCUGACCCUCAAGGAGGCCUAUGUGCAAAAGCUGGUGAAGGUCUUCACAGACACAGACCGCUGGAGCCUCAUUUCCCUCUCCAAUAAGGACGGCAGAAACAUUGAGCUCAAGUUUGUCAACUCCAUCCGCCGGCAGUUUGAGUUCAGUGUGGACUCCUUCCAGAUCAUUCUGGACUCGCUGCUCUUUUAUCACGACUGCUCUGAGAACCCCAUGUCUGAGCACUUCCACCCCACUGUCAUCGGGGAGAGCAUGUACGGCGACUUUGAGGCUGCCUUUAACCACCUGAGGAACAAGCUCAUCUCCACCAAGAACCCAGAGGAGAUCCGAGGCGGGGGGUUAAUGAAGUACAGCAACCUGCUGGUCCGGGACUUCAAACCAGCCGACAAAGAGCUGAUCAAGUCCCUUGAGCGCUACAUGUGCUCGCGCUUCUUUAUAGACUUCUCCGACAUAUUCGAGCAGCAGCGCAAGUUGGAGUCCUACCUCCAGAACCACUUCAUGGGUGAGGAGAAGAGCAAGUACGACUACCUCAUGAUCCUGAGACGGGUGGUCAAUGAGAGCACUGUCUGCCUCAUGGGCCACGAACGCAGGCAGACCCUCAACCUCAUAUCUCUGCUUGCCCUGCGGGUGUUGGCCGAGCAGAACAUUAUCCCAAAUGCCACCAAUGUCACCUGCUAUUACCAGCCCGCCCCCUAUGUCAGCGAUGCCAACUUCAGCAACUACUACAUCGCCAACACAGCCGUGCCCUACAGCCAGUCGUACCCCACCUGGCUACCCUGUAGCUAAGCCACGCCUCACUCAGAACUCCAUGUUGAACUGCUGUAUUUUGUUUUUUUUUUGUUUGCCCCUCUGCCUUUUCAACUGACCUAUGGGCACAGCUGGCUGUAGUACCACUCCUGCUGAGCAGUGCUGCUGCUGCCCACUUCAGGAUGGGCACUUUAUUUAAAAAGAAAAAAAAAUUAAUGGAAAGCUGGUCUGUCUAUUCAUGCAUUGUUUUUUGGGGGGCAGCUCCACCAGCAUGCGGCCCUAUUAUGUUCCACUAUAACUCUCAACUGAAGAGAGCUGCAGCAUAGCUAGAGGGCCACACAUCGCCUCUUGUGGCUUCUCUCAGCCAUAUACUGGCUGGACUGCCCCCUCCCCCCCCAACUUCAGAGGGUUCGGGUUUUGCUAAAUGUCCCUUUAAGGGGUAAAGGGCUAGAAAAAAAGUGUGAAAAAAAAAAAAAAAAUUAAAAAUGUGAAUUUAUUUAUUGUACAGAAACCAAAAAUGGGAUAAAAACAAAGAUUGGACAAAAAAAAUGCAAAAAUGUGUUCGUGUGAGUUGUGGUGAUUUCGGGAGGGGGUCUCUGCUGAGUUGCAGGAGUUUCUACGGAGCCAAUAGAUUUGUGUUUUCAGAGUAAAGCCUUUAUGUUGUAGUUAUGAAUGGUGAGAUGGGUCAGUGUCAUGGUGCCUGCACUAGUCUUUAUAUCAGAAUAAUAAUGUACAACCUGCCUGUGGGUGGGGCUCACCUCCCACUCCUUUUUUUUUUUUUUUUUUUUUUUUGGAUUUGCAGCCCGGGGCUUCUUUAUGGGCUCCAGGAUGGCGUAAAGCUGGCAGCAGUGGGUCUUAUGUUUCUGCCUUACACUUUACAUUGGCCUCUUGUCCAACCCACCAGCUCUGUGCCAAUAUUUGCCCCCUGCAGGGGUUAUUUCUAUAAUGCUGAACAGAGGGGGCUGUUAACUCUGGAAGUUGGUUGUACUUCCUUUAUUUCUACACCCCAGCCGCCUCAAAUGGGGUUCUGUAAGGCUUUACCAAAAAAGCUGGGGUCCCUGGUCAGAACAGCUCCCAAUCCCCAACAGCAUAUCAAACAUUCCCUCGUCACUCAGUAUUACCAUGAAGUUUCCCAUGAGACUUUGAAGCCAGACUGCCCCCUUACAACUGUAGCGCCCCCCAAAUCUAGCUUGGCUUUUGCCAGGAGCUGUGGGGGGGGGGGGUAGGGCUGUAUUUUCACAAUUGGGGCACCUGCAUGGUAUUUCCUUGUCAUAAAGCCAAAGUCCUCCUGCCCCCUAUAGGUAGAUCUUGGGGUAGAGAGUAGAAGCCACUAGGCUCCUGUGUUAAUGGUGAAAUGGAUGAACAGGUGCAGGGGUCUGUCUUCCGGGCAAAUAUGGGCAUCAAAUGUUGCCUCCUGGCUUGGCCCCUACAGUGGGGCCCCCAACCACCCAUCUGCUUAUAUAAGUAGGACUGCUGUGUAACUGCACCUUGGGCCCUGUGCUCUUCUGUAUAAAUACAAAAUAAAUUUUGUGACAAAUCCAA
Molecule: messenger RNA, 3009 nt
Organism: Xenopus laevis (African clawed frog)
Lineage: Eukaryota; Metazoa; Chordata; Amphibia; Anura; Pipidae
Gene: tent5c.S
Product: terminal nucleotidyltransferase 5C
Exons: 2
Coding region: 328-1506 (392 amino acids)
Source: RefSeq, a predicted model, not a curated record